Molecule: messenger RNA, 5298 nt
Organism: Uncinocarpus reesii 1704
Lineage: Eukaryota; Fungi; Ascomycota; Eurotiomycetes; Onygenales; Onygenaceae
Product: chitin synthase 6
Exons: 4
Coding region: 1-5298 (1765 amino acids)
Cellular component (GO): cell periphery; myosin complex; cell septum
Molecular function (GO): chitin synthase activity; ATP binding; cytoskeletal motor activity
Source: RefSeq, a predicted model, not a curated record
AUGGCGAACCGCAUGUCGGUUUACUCUACUGCGUCCUCCGCUCUAGGACCUCGCCCCGCUGCGCAGCAAGCACAGCAAGUCUCCACGACAACUCUGCUUAAUGCCCUUCAUUCGUUUUUCCUUUCCGGACAACCGUACCAACUCGAUGCUGCCACAAGUAUAGUGGUAAACACUGCUCUCACCGCAACGACACCGGGCCCCAAUGGUGAACUAGGCGGCACGAUUGAUGCUGAUUUGGCAAGAAGAGCGUGGGAACAUGCUCGUCGGAGAGCCGAAGAUGGCUGCGUUGUGCUCUGUUCGCCGCAUCAAAAUACACCCUCUCUUCUUCCAUCGUUUCUAGCAUCAUUGCCUUUAUCUACUCCAGAUAUCGCCUACACAGCCUUGGCCGCAAUUCGGCCGUUCGUCUCCCAAGUCACCCCAUUUAACCCGGCUCGCUUCCAGUAUUCAUCUUUUGCCGCAACGUAUACAUUUUCUUUGACUGGAAGAGUCACCAAUCUUACCCUAGCCCUGUCAACAUCUGGCGUCGACAUCUCCAAUGGACUUACGAGAAUUCCCGCUGAAGCAGGCUAUCGUGCCUUUGACGUCUUUUACUAUCUCCUCUCGUCUGCGUCCACCCCAACAGAAAAAGAAUUCCUUAGUCUUAAGGCCCCUGAGGCAUAUGCACUACUCAACAGAUCUAAGACGUACAUUCCACCAUCCUACCUGCCCACAGCUGACGAUGGUGCCGCCGCGGAGGAUUUUCGAGCGAAUCUCAAAGCUAUUGGCAUCAAAGGAGCAGCUCAUCGCAGUCUUCUCUCGGUGCUGGCUGCUUUACUCAAGCUUGGUGAGACCUCGGAAUUUCUAGUCGAUCAAGAUGAACUAGAGGACCUCUGUGAGGACAUCGGUGGGCUUCUCAAUCUGGACCCAAUUGUCCUUCUGAAACACUGCUCAACGGAAGACCGGCAGUCAUUAGUUGCAGGUUUGUAUGAAGCUCUUUUAGAUUGGGUCAUCGGCAAAGCGAAUGAUGCCAUCCGCGUUGAACUUCAUGGCUCUCAUGACAAUGGCUCAAGCGACGGUAUGCCCAGCACUAGAACCCCAUUGACCGACGAAGAGAAUGGAGACACAGUCAGCAUCAGCGUCGUUGAGAUUCCGGGGGAGAAAUUGGGCAAAGCCGUCGCCCUCAAAGGUGUAUUUGAUGAUUCAUCCGGUAUCAAUGCCGAAAUGAAAGACGAUGGAAUCAAUAUGGUUAAUCCCGGCCACUCUGUCAUCAAAGAAAUGGAAAAUGCCGUGGCUGAAGUGGAAGCUGAUCUGGGUAUGUCAGCUGGUGCUGCUGGCCGCGAUAGAGAACGCGAACGAGAUAGAAUACAGGGCGUGCUCGAGAAGGUUGGAGUUGAACUAGAACCCGGAGCGUUCCUGAGACAAGUGCUGUAUCCUACCGACGGAGGAGAUUUAAAUUUUGGUCAAAAAGGCCGUUUUGACCUGAAUGCUACGCUUGGUAGCAGCAGGGUAUGGUACCAUCUUUCACUACACCCUGUCGACGACGGACCAGCCCAUAUAUCGUCUUUACCGUCGAUUACUUCGGCCUGGUCCGCCGGAACAGUUUCACGUCAACUUCGUUCAUGGAGACUCGCAGAAUGGGCAAAUCGCCGUAACAAGAACCUUGAUUUCACGGCAGACUUUGACGUGGAAGAAUUUGUCGGACGGUAUUCCCCUCUUGGCUGUCAAGAUGGGAAAGACGGAGUUGAGAAUUGGAUUAUCGAGCGAGGAUGGAGUAACGGGGAUGUUGUCGUUGCGAGGGAGCGAAUUUGGAUGCGCGAAGCGGCUUGGUGGGAAGCAGAAUCAAUGCUUGACUUGAAACCCCAAAUGGCCCCUGUAAAUCCAUUCAGCACGCCUGUCGUUACCCCUUUCGAAGGAACCUACGGCGGCCCAUCACAAGCAGCCGGCAGCGGCUUUUUCCCUGGCGAUAACAUGAGCACGAUUGGCAGCCGAGAGAAUCUCGUGAAUCGGCAAUCAAUGGGACCUAGAGCUCCCAGUGCUCUCGGAGGUGCUCGAUCUAUUGCCCCUACUACCAUGUCUCAGCCGGUCCAGGUUAUGACAGGCGAUUACGGUCUUGGCCCCAAGGGUGACGACCGACAACAUGAAAAUGUUUAUUACGAUCAAGAAACUGGCAGGUGGACUGCCAUCGACCCCGAGUUUGGAGACCCGAAAAAGAUCGAGCAGAAGAAAAUACCAGCUAGCCGUCGCAUUUGGGCCGGUUUCACUUGGGCGCUCACAUUCUGGAUUCCGUCGUUCGUUCUUCGCUAUGUGGGUCGAAUGAGGCGCCCUGACGUCCGGAUGGCAUGGCGAGAAAAGGUGACCCUUAUGUUCCUAAUUUUCUUGCUCAAUGCCACCGUUGUCUUCUAUAUCGUUUUCUUCGGCAACAUACUUUGUCCCAAUAAAGAUAAGGUCUGGACGGAUAACCAAGUCGCUUAUCACCAAGGUGAAAACGAUCUAUACGUCAGUAUUCAUGGAAAAGUCUACGAUAUAUCCAAGUUCGCAAAGGCCCCUCAUACCAGUCGCCGAUACCCAACUAACAAGGAGGACAUGCUAAGACUCGGUGGGCUUAACAUGGACGCUUAUUUCCCUGUUCCGCUUACCCUGGCCUGUCGGGGGUUCGAUAUUGGGGUAGGCGUUUCCCUAAUGAACAACAUCACGGUAGAACACCAGGAUGCGAUCCAUAGGUCUGGUCCUCGGUUCGACCCCGACCCUACGAGUAAGAAAAAUAAAAUCGAUUGGUACGCCACGACGUUUUUGCCCCGGAUGAAAGAGUAUUACAAAGGAGACCUGGUACACUCGAAAAAAUCCCUGCCCAAAGAAGCUGAAGAGCGCUCUAGGAAGUGGGCAAUCAUCCGCGGCAAAAUAUACGAUCUAACGGAUUACUUUUAUACUAUUGAAUUUCAAGAUGGUUCAAAAGCAUACGACUUUUUGCCUAGUGCCGUGACAGAGUUGUUCAAACAGAACGCAGGAACAGACAUUACAGAGCAUUGGCAAGACACUGUUGAUUUCGCUAACAGUUUGAACUGUUUGAAUAAUCAAUUCUAUGUCGGCAAACUAGAUUUCCGAGAGGAUGCUCAAUGCCAGGUCAACAGCUACAUUCUCCUCGCGUUCACUAUCAUUCUAUGUUCCGUGAUCCUCAUUAAAUUUUUGGCGGCUCUCCAGCUGGGAACAAAACGACGGCCAUCACCUCAGGAUAAGUUUGUUAUCUGUCUUGUCCCAGCUUAUACGGAAGGAGAGGACCAACUUCGGAAGGGUCUUGAUUCUCUUACGGCCCUGCAGUAUGACAACAAGCGAAAACUCAUUUGUGUUGUCUGUGAUGGUAUGAUUGUUGGUGGAGGCAACGACAGACCUACCCCGAAAAUAGUCCUGGACAUCUUGGGCGUCGAUCCAAAAAUUGAUCCGCCUGCUCUUCCCUUCAAAUCUGUUGGCGUGGGAAGCGAACAGCUGAACUAUGGAAAGGUAUACUCCGGCCUCUAUGAGUAUGAAGGCAAUGUCGUUCCCUAUAUCGUUAUCGUCAAAGUUGGGAAGCAAUCUGAGCAGACCAAGUCUAAGCCCGGAAACCGGGGCAAACGCGAUUCGCAGGUCAUGCUUCUUAAUUUCUUGAAUCGUGUCCAUCACCGGUCGAUGAUGUCUCCACUAGAACUGGAAAUGUUCCAUCAAGUGAACAACGUGAUCGGAGUUGAUCCUGAACUUUACGAAUACGUGCUCAUGGUCGAUGCCGAUACAAGUGUCAGGGAGGAUUCACUAAAUCGCCUUGUGGCAAGUUGUGCCAAUGACGCCAAAAUUGCUGGUAUCUGCGGUGAGACUAGCUUGCAAAACGAGGAACGUUCCUGGUGGACUAUGAUUCAGGUGUACGAAUAUUACAUUUCACAUCAUUUAGCCAAGUCUUUUGAAUCGCUCUUUGGAAGCGUGACAUGUCUUCCGGGAUGUUUUUGCAUGUAUCGACUCCGGACGGCUGAUAAAGGUCGACCGUUGAUCAUAUCAGACAAAGUCAUCUCCGAGUAUGCUGAUGGCGAUGUUGACACGCUCCACAAGAAGAACCUUUUGUCUCUUGGAGAGGAUCGAUACCUUACGACUUUGAUGACUAGACAUUUCCCCAACAUGUCUUACAAGUUCAUUCCAGAUGCAUAUGCCAGCACAGCUGCACCCGAGACAUGGAGCGUUUUGCUUUCACAGAGACGUCGUUGGAUCAACUCCACCAUCCACAACUUGGCAGAACUGAUGUUCCUUAAGGACUUGUGCGGGUUUUGCUGUUUCAGCAUGCGCUUCGUUGUCUUCAUUGAUUUAUUCGGUACAAUCAUUCUCCCAGCGACCACGGUUUAUUUGGGCUAUCUUAUCUACCUUGUGGCUAGCAAGACGGGCCAAUUUCCUGUGAUCUCCAUUGCCAUCCUCGCGGCUGUUUACGGUUUGCAAGCCAUCAUUUUCAUCAUCAAACGCCAGUGGCAGCACAUUGGAUGGAUGAUUAUCUACAUUAUGGCAUACCCGAUUUACAGUUUCAUUCUUCCUAUCUAUUCGUUCUGGAAUCAAGACAAUUUCUCUUGGGGUAAUACUCGAAUUGUCAUUGGCGAGAAGGGCGAUAAGCGUGUUUUUGCCGUUGACGAUGAAGGCUUUGAUCCUCGAAGCAUUCCUCUUCAGCGCUGGGACGAUUACGCUCUCAUGAAUAAUCUUCCUGGCCGCCGAGGUAAUGCAGCUCAAGAGAAGCCUCACCAACAGUAUUAUGAUGAUGGUUUGGAAAUGGAUGACAUGCAUUCCAUGUAUUCCUCCGUCAAGCCGGCAUCUACCAUUCUUACUGGAUUCCCGAAUCAAGGACCGCACCAGACGCCCUAUAUCGUGCCACAAUCGACGACUUCCUUGGCUGUCCCGGGCAACAGGAACUCUCACAUGACGCAAUUCACUCAAUAUACCGACAACCCUCAGGCUCGCAACUCCCGCCAUAUGUCCAUCGGAAAUUUGAGCCACUACCAAGAUAAUCCUAAUCGACUAAGCGCAGCCGGAAUGAUUGGCCCAGACGGUCAUUUGGGGGUUUCCCAACGACAGAGUAUGCGUAGCCCGUUGUCACGACCAGCUAGCACAAUGGUAGAUUUCAGAAACCCACCAAACCAAGGGCCGGACGAGACAGCAAUCACAGCUGCUAUUCGGUCUUGUCUUGCUGAGGUAGAUCUGGAUAGUGUUACUAAAAAACAGGUCCGCGCCCUUGUCGAGCAAAGAUUACAAACAACGCUAUCCGGCGAUAAGAAAAUAUUCCUUGACCGCCAAAUUGAUCAUGAACUCGCGAAUAUGUAA